AUGUCAGAGACGUGGAAGUGGUACUUGCUUAGCCUUCCAACGGGUCGUGCCUAUCUUGGGUAUAAACCUACAUCUCAACCGCAGGCAGUGCCGAUUGGUCUCUCCUCUCAACUGCGUUGGAUGAGUACCUACCUCAAAAUGCUCAGUUAUUUGACUGAGAAGGGGUGCUCUAGGCAGCCCAGAUCACGCAGAAGGGGCGAGAGAAAGUCUGCGUAUGACCAGCAGUCCUCUACCUUUUUGAAUGUCAAGGGUAGUGUGGUGGUGAAUGGCAAGUACGAAUGUGAUCAGUGCAUCCUCUAUGAAGACGGAAACCCGGACAGUCUGGGUUCCUUUGCUCUCGGGGAGCCCUUUUGUCCAUCCUCCAAGGUAGGCAGUUCAAAUGUCCAGAUCUGGAAGGCGAAAUACGAUUACACCACUAUUAUCGAGACAUUUCGCAGAAUUGAGCAGGCCAGCAGCAGCACCUUGAAUGAGGUGGCAUACUGCUCUAAAAGACAGACGCUUGCUAUACCUCCCACUUACGCCCGUUUCCUCUAUGGUGUCUCAUAUAGUCAUAAAACAGAGCGCCAAACUGGAUUUCAAGUAACAUCUUCCAACGAGUGUGCUGUUUCCCCAUUUCCCGAAUUUGUAGCAGAUAACCUCCAAACGCCUACAUCGCUGAAAAGAUCGUAA
This is a messenger RNA of Colletotrichum lupini, 669 nucleotides long. RefSeq lists its product as uncharacterized. The transcript has 7 exons. Lineage: Eukaryota; Fungi; Ascomycota; Sordariomycetes; Glomerellales; Glomerellaceae. The coding region runs from base 1 to 669 and encodes 222 amino acids. The record is from RefSeq and is a predicted model, not a curated record.